CUGGACAUUCCGGCGCGAGCUACGAAUAUAUAGUUCUACAAGUGAGGUGACUAUCUAGUCGCAAGUCGCUCCGACGUUCUGUCAAGCAUGCAAAAAAUGACGCACUGUUCUAUGUCGGAAAUAAGUGAACAAGGUUUGUGCACUUCUUCAAUAGAGACUACGCAGAUGAUGUCUUUCACUGAUGAACGUUUUAGCCAAAAUGCCAAUGUGUGCAAAAUCGAAUAUACUCACUUUGGUGAAUUUUAUGUUUGCACAUUGUGUAACGUAAAGUGCACUGGAAGGAAACCCUUUCUACAGCAUAUAUAUGGAUCAGUUCACAAAAGGAACUCCAAUUCAAACACAUUUUUCGGAAAUGAAUGCAACGCGAACUUGAACUCUCUUGAGCAGUACGUCCCACAUUGCAAUGGAUUGGGACAUGAACGGAACGUACUUCCAUCCUCUGAACGUUUGACUUCUGGACAAGGUUGCACCCAGCAAGGAUCUGUUGGAGACAAUGACGCUUCCUACUUUUGUACACCUUGUAGUCUUCAGUGUUCUUCUAAGAAACAACUGGAUUGUCACUUGUUAGGUAGGAAACAUGUAAGACGGUGCAGCAGACAAACAGCGUAUUCGCCUGUUCAGCGGUCGGACAACGUUGUGUUGCAAUCACAAUCGAAUCAGCUUGUUGACCUAGUGCAAGAUUUUUCACAAAUGCAUACUUCGAUGGAGUCAGCAGUUGGAAAUUCGAACAACUCAACUAAUGCAGAAAUGGUUCCCUUUAUUAGAAAGAUCACAGAACUUGAGUCGAGACUCAUAUCAACGACUGGUGUUUCUCUGGUGUUUUCAUCACUGUCAUUUUGCUCACUUCCUCCAUGUCAGCAACAAAUGGACACAGAUGACGCAGUCAGAGCAUCUCUUCAACAAAGCACUUGUGACUCAUAUGAAAGCGAACACUUUUGUAGACACACUGCUUGUGUCUUAGUGCGAUCAUUGCAGAUCUUAUUUACACUAGACAAACAACAAUUGUAUGUUCUUGAGUAAUAAUAAAUGACAACCGAAUAAGGUUGCAAGUCCAUGAUCAUGUGCACGUUGGCGUACUGCUCUGUAGGUUAACAUCUGUGUGAAAUUUGACUAUAUCAGGCUGGCAAAGUUGACUAAACAGAGCAUAUUUCGGUUUCAUGAAUCACUGGUAGAUAAAUAAAUCCUUGCAUAUAUCCACACGAUGGUUAAAUGAGAAAUCGGGGUGGGUUUCUUUGUGGGAAACUGGGAGGAUUUCUUCGAGUGCUUCUCGCGUUUUGAAUUUUUGGAGGAAGCAUCUCUUCUCUAAUGAUGACAAACUUACUAGAGAGAAUUAUGCAUGCAUCACCGAAAGAGAAGCAUUUCUUACACGAAACGUUUUGUUAUAUACAACGAAGCAUAUGUUUCAACACGGUAGAUCAUAGUUUUGUACCGUUUUUAAUGAUCCUGUUUCACAUGCUUCAAUAUUCAAAAUGCAAAGCAUAUUUGUGACCGUGUUUAGAGUUAGUCGUUUUCCUAUUUCGUCUUCUGCUCUGAUAUGUUAUUAAAAUGAGUUGGGAAGCAAAAGUUCAUUCUGAGUUGUUUUGUUUUGGAUUGUUGUGUAUCUCGAGAAAGUUGUAAUCAACAUGAGUACGAUGGACAUUUCAUAUAGUUUACCUAAAAGUACAAAUGUCUGCUACCAAGGUGAAAUAUCGUAUUCUGCUUUGCAAUAAGAUGAAUUAUUGUAUUGGUAAAUGUUUGUUGGUGGACAUUUUAGGUUUUGCGUGAAACAGGCUUAAUGUCGAAGCCACGUGUAUGUUAUACAAAUGGCACUAAAUACGCGCCACUUCACCUUUCUAACGAUUGUCAGGCUGUUGUGAAAGCAUUGUGCUUAUUCACUAGGAAUUCAACUAGUCAAUUUUAAAACAGCAGUAAACUUGUGUUAACUAUUGUCAUCUGAGGUUCUGAAGUCAAACAAGUUUUUUUCGAACGCUAAAUUAAGCUAAAUGGUAUGCUUUUCAUUGCAGACUCCAUCUAACGAGACAUGUUUGUGCCCUAUAGAUAUGAACUAUAGCACAGAACUUAACUAUCGAUUCUCAUUCCACGAAUAGCCCGAGACUGAACACUUCUGGUCAGGUUUGGGACAGGAUAAGGCAGUGGUGCAUCCCCACUGUUUCUAGUGAUUUCCAAGUUGUUGCCUAUGUCAUUCGAUCUGGAUUUCCCUAUUUUACUACAGAGCACGUAAUUUGAAGGUCGUCCAAUGCCUAACUUAGGAGUGAGACAACAUCUUCAUCGAUGAAUACUUUCUUUUGGGAAGGCAAGUAAUCACUUUCAAAUUUCGUAUAUUUCUUCAUCAUGUAGCCUAUCCAUACUUCGGUUUGUAUAUGCACAAUCAAUACUUCACUACUCAUGUUGUUUUUCCUUUGGAGUUUGACAACCUAAGCAACUGUUCAAUGUGUAGGGUUACCUAAUCACAUAGACCUAGUUCCAACCACUGAGUUACGCCUUCGGCUUGUGUCCUACCUAGCAACUUGUGGACAGUCAGGUUAUACUUCUACAGUUACGCACUAAGUGGGGUCGAAAGUUUGAAGGUAAUUUGUGAGUUGUAGUGUUGUGUGGUGUCUUUAUUUCUCUCCUCUUAUGGGUAUUUGUUAAAGUAGUAGAUAAAGGCGUAAGUGGUGAAAAAGGAUAAAUGCCGAUUCUCUGAAACCAAGUAAAAAGGUGUUUCCCUCUGUCCAUUGUGAUAGAUUCUGCAUCAAUCAUCAGGGAUCUAUGAGUAGACGUUCUUUGCAAUUUGUGGAAUUAUGGUGUGAAGUGUUGGUGGUGGUUGCAGACUUUUGAGCUCAAUGGUUUUUAUUUAUCAGUGGAAUUAUUUUUAAACUUUAGAGUAGAAUUCUUCUUGGACAGAACCGUAGUUCGCUGACUAAUUCACUAACAAAUUAGCGAGAAUGUGUGCGCAUGACUUCGGUCCACGGAAUGUAAAGAACGAAGUGUUUGAUUCUGGUAAAUACCCACAGUGAUACAUGUCAGUACACGCGUCUUGUAUUUUCCCUUAUUUCUCCAAGAUAAUGCGCCGAUGAUUUUGGGCACUCUCAAUGCGGCAUAUCAUCGAUCCGAGUAUUUUGUUCACAUCCAUCUUUUG
This is a messenger RNA of Heterobilharzia americana, 3118 nucleotides long. NCBI's taxonomy places the organism in Eukaryota, Metazoa, Platyhelminthes, Trematoda, Strigeidida, Schistosomatidae. The record is from the annotation of a GenBank genome assembly.